AUGAAUGACAACACUGGCCUCGGCGGUGGCGGUGGUGGCAAGAUGUCAACCGGUGGUGGUCCCGGUGUGCUGUGCAAGGUUUGCGGCGAUCGGGCAUCGGGCAAACACUACGGUGUGCCUUCCUGCGAUGGUUGCCGUGGUUUCUUCAAGCGCAGCAUCCGUAGAAAUCUAGAGUACGUGUGCAAGGAAGGUGGCAAAUGUGUGGUGGAUGUUUCGCGCCGCAACCAAUGCCAGGCCUGCCGAUUUGCCAAGUGUCUGCAGGCUAACAUGCGCCGAGAAGCCGUCCAACAUGAACGAGCACCAAGGAACUGCACACCGCUAGCCGCCACCGUUAAUGGUCUUUCCGCGCACGGCGAGUACUACGCAGCCCGGACGUCCUUCGCCUUACCCCAGACGAACUUGUUUUUCCCCCUUCCAUUGCAUAUCACGGCCGCAACGGCAUCCGGUCCAUUUGCACCACUGACCGAUCCGUGCCGUUUCCUUUCACCGUACGCAGCCCAAUCGCUUGCAGCUGCCGCAGCCAGUUCGGCCAACUUCGAACAGCAUUUUGCCGCACCAACGGCACGGACCACACCGACGGCCUAUCAACCACCCACUGCCACCGGAUUACCGCCAGGAUCUGGGUUAAUACAGGUCCCGAUCCCAUUGCCCGCUUCGGCGGCGGCAGCGGCGACAACGACAACGAACGCGGCGGUGAUGUCCAAAUCGGGCUGUGCGAGUGAAGGAAAUCAACUUGGCACAGUGACCAUAACGGAAUCCAUGUUUAACAGCAUCACCGGAGACUCUUUGGCUCUUCCAGCUCCGCCACCAAUACAUUCGAUCAGCUCGAUUCUAAGUCUUAGCUCGGCGAAAGAGAACGAAGUUAGCAGUACGGGUGAAGAAAGUCCACCGCGAACGGUCGGUGGACAGCAACAGUACCAACAUCAACUGUUGUUUUCUCCGGCUGGAAUUGUCGAUCCCGUACAUCCAGGUGGUAAGAGCGAAACGGACAUGCUACUUGAAUCGGCCGCCAAGCUACUAUUUUUGGCAGUCAAGUGGGCGAAAACGGUACCCUCGUUUCUUCAACUUCCGGCCAACGAUCAAAAGCUGCUGCUCGAGGAAGCAUGGGCCGAGCUGUUUGUCAUCACGGCGGCACAGUGGGGACUCCCGAUCGACAACGAAUUCAUCGUAAGGAAUCCACAGGCUGUGAAGCUGCAGAGUGCCAUCCAGCAGUUUGGUGUCGCACGUGUUGACUACCGGGAGGCAGCCUGCCUGAAAGCGCUGGUACUGUUCCGACCGGAUCAGCCCCGACUGUACGCGGCUCACGAGGUAUUAUUGCUCCAAGAUCAAACCGUUGCACUUUUACACGAAAAGUGUGGUGGUGUACGGUUGGGCCAUCUGCUACUGUUGCUUCCGGCCAUCAAGGCGGCAGCGAACGCGAAAGUACUGCAAGAGAUGCUGUUUCGCAAGACGGUCGGUGAGGUGGCAAUUGAGCGGCUCUUGAUUGACCUGAUGAAGACAUAACACCUGGCCAUGUAAUCUUGGGUUCGAAGCGAACCCGU
Anopheles maculipalpis is the source of this 1541-nucleotide messenger RNA. RefSeq names its product nuclear receptor subfamily 2 group E member 1-like. The record is from RefSeq and is a predicted model, not a curated record. Gene Ontology annotation, molecular function: nuclear receptor activity; RNA polymerase II cis-regulatory region sequence-specific DNA binding; zinc ion binding. The coding region runs from base 1 to 1503 and encodes 500 amino acids. Gene Ontology annotation, biological process: regulation of transcription by RNA polymerase II; anatomical structure development; cell differentiation. The transcript is spliced from 4 exons. NCBI's taxonomy places the organism in Eukaryota, Metazoa, Arthropoda, Insecta, Diptera, Culicidae.